AGUUACUGUCUUGAAAUUUAUUCAUUUCUUACAGAGUUACUAAUAUAAGCCCUAGACGUUUUCGAUCGUUUUUAGGCAUUCACAAAGUACGUGCUUCGUCUUCGUGUUCACCAGGUGUUCCCCGCACGUAAGAUGUCACCCGAGCAACACUCGCGGGGCUGGGGGAUGAGGGUAGCCCUCUUGCUGGUCCUAGUCACCCUCAACGUGAACGCGCGGCCCCCCAGCGCCCGUAUCCUGCCCAGGAUCCCACUCGAUGCAGAAGGAGGCUGGACUUCUUACGAAGGAUCAGCCGAUAGCAUCCCUGGCUGGACUGUCAUCGGUGCUCCAGAUCCUACCGAGCUCGCAGGAAAGUUGCUACGCAAACUGGCUCGUUCAGACUCUUCUAAACCAGACAUGGCAUCCAGCAUUCAAGAUAGCGAAGACAUGAUAUCUUCGAAAACAACAACCAAGUCAUCACAAGACGAUCUCCUGAAUCUGAAGAAAGUCCAUCUUUCUAAAAUUUUCGAGCGUCUACCAGAAACAGAAACUUUGUCUUCCGGCUUCACUUACGGCGUCGCUGACGACACUGAGCUUUACCACGCUGCUCAGAUGGACGGGUAUAUGAAAGAGCUCACUAACAUGCUUAAGGAUCUGACCUCAGUGCCUCAAGAUUCUCCUGUAACUACAGGAAUUUUGGUGCCAGACUUGCCUUCUGCAGCCGAGAACUUAACGAUAUAUGUCCACGCAACGACACCGCCCCCGGGGGAUGACCCCACCGAGGCUCCCUCCACUGAAGGCGAGGACUUGUGGUUUGGAUCGUCUGGGGGAUCUUCGUUGGGUAUCACAGAUGCUGCUCAAUUCACCACAGCACAGCAGCAGACGACAACAACGCUCAGCCCUACGCUACCAACACAAAGAACAAAUAAUAUAACACCAACUGAAAAUAAUAACAGCACAACAGAGUCAAUGUCAACACAAAACCCAGUGCGAACCAAUGAACUAAACACCAUCGUGAACAACGGCAACACCACGACGACAACAUCAACAGAAAACCCAGUACGAACUAAUGACUCUACCGCUACCGAUGACAAUGAGGAAGUUUUAGCUCCAUACAUUGCUUUCAAUAUCUGGUCAUACGACAAUGGCGAACUGAAACUGUCAGCAGUGAAGAAGGUUCUAGCUUCAGAAGUCCUCGGAAUGGAGUUCUACUCGAAAAUAACUGAAAACCCGAAUAAUACGACCUUUCUACUCUCGGACUCGCUCGUCUUCAGCGGUCAGGGACCUCAAACUUCUACUGCUCUUCCCAUUACUACUGAAAUUGACAACGAAUCUCCAACUCCAUCGGUUCAGAACAGUACGACCUUUAUGGAUGCGCUAGCGGCAUCAGUUGGGGAGCUUGGACUAUCAUCAGCGGACCGAGAACUCCUGGAGCAUUUGCUCAACUCAGCCAACACCAUCCCGCAAACAUUUCAGGCUCCUAUAAAUAAUCUUUUCGAUUUUGUUUCCUACAUCGUAGAUGGGUCGCCUGCAACCGAUGUUUCAACCCAAUUUAAUUCUGAAAUGACAUCACCGGACCUUACGGCUGCUCGACCAGUUAUUUCCACUGAAGAACUUGCGAUUAUGCCACCCAAAGUUGAAAACCUAACAACAAUCGUCGAAAAAGUCGUCUCAACUGAAAGUAGUCCUGUCGAAACAUUAUCAAACGUAGUUAUCUCUCCCGAGGGUGUGCAAAUCUUCAACGAAACCCAAGGUCUUCCUGAAGAAGCAGCUGUAGCACAAUUUAUCUCUCAUCUCGACGAGAAGCCGCUGAUUUUAAACAUCAAUCAGUCAAAUUUGACACAAGUCAUGAAAAUUUCUCUCUUGAGUGAUGACGGAGUUCCUAUCGAUUCUUCUCUCUUGCAAAAUGCCAAUUUGAUAUCUAUUAUCAGCAACAAACCAACGAUUGUCAAUAACAACAUUUACCAAAUCCUGCAGUCAGAAUCACAACAGACGAUUCCAAUCCUUCGUGACAGCUCGUCAACUUCACGGCCUGUGAUAAAUACAUCAACCAUCUUCAUCCAAGCAACAACAAAUGACCCAAUCGCUCCAACAACACCUCUUCCACCGACAUCUCCGACGUCUCAGGAUAAGAAAAAAGUCCCAUCAUUGACGCCUGAAGAGCAGCUGUUCUUGGAAUUGGAGAAAAUCACUUCUUUCAACAAAAUUUUAAACGGUGGCCUUGACAUUAACACCUUAAGCGAUCUCAGUGCUCUCGAAACUCUAGCGCUGAAGGGCAUUUUAGAUUCAAAACCUGAGCUUCUAAACGUGGCUAAAAAAAGCAGCUCGAUUUCAUCAAAAGUGCCUGUUGUCGUGGAUGGUCAAGAAGCGGACGAAGAAUGGAACGAUCUUCCAGACCCUGCGUCAAAUGUCCAUACCCUGCAGCUUGACGUGCUGCCUCUAGACGUCAAUGGCGAUUCUACAGUAAGUCAGCGUCCGUUUGAGAAGAAUGCUGAUUUGAUGGUUCUAGAAAGCUUACUAAGGGAAAGAAAGUUACCAAAAAUGGUGGAAAGAGAAAUUUUGAAAGAUAUUACUGAAGGAAAAACUAUUUCCGAUGCAAUUCUACAGAAUAUCGAUAAAUACUGGAAGGAGAUCUCAGAGCAUCUGAAAGAAGCUUCACCUCUAGACGAUGACCUGAGUCCUCUGGCAGUGAUAGAAGAUUUAGAAAAGAAACUAACUAAAGAAAACGGAACCAAGGUUUCGCCGAACGAAACAACGACAUCUCAUACUUUUGUGACUAGGGUAAACGUGGCAAGUCCUCUGGCUGAUUCCAAGCUACCAGCAAAGUCUGAGAACCUCCAGAACUGUUUCCAGGACCGCGUUUGUACCUUCGCGUUCUCGAUCGCUUUAGCUGCUGGAACUACCGGAGCCCUCUCAGUACCAUUCCUCACCCCGGUCCUUGGAAGGAGCUUACAUUCCUCCGUUUCCCUGACAGCAUCCGAGGUCCCCAACGAGCUCAUGUCUGUCGAAGAAGCUCGUCAAAUUAUUGCCGCUGUCACAAAAUAUUCUCAAAGGAACGGUAAAACUUUGCGCGGUGACCAUGUCAACCUGAGGAGGUACAUGAGUCCAUUUGUUAGUUAUCUUGGUCAUAAAAUGUUCCCCGCGAUGUUUGGGGGCAUCCCUGACAAAUAAAUUGAAAAUAUAGUCAUGUUGACUAUUAUAUUUAUACUUAACUGACUUUUAUUCUAGUAUAUACAUUGAAAUAUUGGUGUACCAUCAUCAGUAAUAUCUCGAUAAAUUUGCUCAAAAUUUGGUGUUGGCUCUAUAAUAAAUGAGCAUGGUCAUUUGUUCGUAUGAUGGUGUUCAAUUAUUUAUUUCAUUUUUAAUUCUUAUUACAAUACUAAUAUACAAUUUUAAUAUUUUCUGUGUGGUUAUUCAACAUUGAUAUGUUUUUUAUCUUCAUGCAGAUUUUAUCUUCUGUUACUAGAUGUGUAAGAUGUUGCCUCUGGAUAACAAUGUGAUUUGGAUAACAUUA
Molecule: messenger RNA, 3490 nt
Organism: Hyalella azteca
Lineage: Eukaryota; Metazoa; Arthropoda; Malacostraca; Amphipoda; Hyalellidae
Product: mucin-17
Exons: 4
Coding region: 133-3147 (1004 amino acids)
Source: RefSeq, a predicted model, not a curated record